AACUCCUUUGUUACAUAUAAUUAGCACCUGGAGAGGUAAAAAACUCCUAUGGGAGGAGACACCAGUACAGGAGGGACUCAGACUGAUCCAAGUCUCACUGCAUGCAGGACUGUGGCUCUGGGUAUGGCUGAGGAUGCUUCUGCUGAAGGCCGAUGUUGUGGGACUCCUGGAGCUGGAAGAGCAAUUAAGGAAAGUGCUGAAGACCUCCAUCCUUUCCCUGGCCGGGCACAACCAGGGGGGCUUCAUUAGCCAAGCACUGAGCUACGACACUGACCAGGGACGUGUGUUUGUAAAGAUCAACUGCGGGGCACAGGCCACAAUAAUGUUCACUGGCGAAGUAGCAAGUCUGAAGGGCAUCAAGGAGACUGCCACAGUGCGUGUUCCGGAACCCAUUGCUAUGGCUGAUCUACCAAGCGGAGGGGGGCUGCUGAUUUUAGAGUAUCUCCAGAUGAGAAGCAUAGGCAGGUUUGCUGAGAAACUGGGAGAGCAACUAGCCGACCUGCAUCUGCACAACAUAUUGCUGAAGAGGAAGAGCCAGAGACAAAAGGGAACCAUUGGUGAAAGGAACCAGGCAGUGGAUAAGUUUGGCUUCCACACCAUGACUUGCUGCGGGUAUAUCCCACAGGUGAACGACUGGCAAGAUGACUGGGUGAACUUCUUUGCCCGUCAGAGAUUGAAACCGCAGCUGGAUCUUAUUGAGAAAAACUACGGGGACAGGGCAGUGCAAAGCCUCUGGACGGAGCUGCAGAUAAAGCUGCACAAGGCAUUUAAAGACACACUGAUUAUUCCAUCUCUGCUCCAUGGGGAUUUAUGGGAAGCCAAUGUAGCUGAGGACGAGUCGGGCCCCCUUCUGUUCGACCCGGGGUCCUUCUACGGCCACUCUGAGUAUGAUCUGUCCAUAGGGGAGAUGUUUGGAGCCCAGGGAAUGGCUUUCUUCUCAAGCUAUCACAGGAAGAUCCCCAAAGCUCCUGGGUUCGAGACCCGAUCCCUGCUAUACCAGCUGUUCCAUUCCCUCAACAACUGGAACCACUUUGGGUCUGACUUCCAGGCCAGUUCAUUAAGCCUUAUGAGGGCCAUUUUGGAUAGUUUGUGAUCAAAUCAAAAUGUGAUUGGACAUUCAUUGUACUACCUACCCCCCAGUUGGACUUUUUAUUAGCAAAUGAUUGGUUUAAAUGCAAACUAAGACUGUUUUUUUUAAAUUUUCUUUUUGUAUAAGUCUCAUAGAAAUCAUAAUUGGUAACAGAAUUAUAUCAGUCUUUCUUUGCUUUCAAUACCUUAUGUCAAGGGGUGACACCUCCCCAUGAAUGUGCUAUUACACUGCAAUAUUGAGGUCAUUAUAUUAUGUCAGCAUAGGAACUCCCCUGUAAUGAGCACAAUUUAGCAGGAACAGUCCCUUAAAGGGGACCCGUCACCCAAAAAAAAUAUUCAGAAUCCUAUUUUAUCACAUAAGUCAAGCACAUUGAACUUUAAUUACACUAUAUAAAUUAUUUGAAUCUUGUUUCCUUCAGUCUGGGAAUUUAUAAUUAUAACAAGCAGGCAGGAGCCAUUUUGUGGACACUGUUAAAGGGGACAUAUACCAUAAAAUGUCAGAGUGCACUAAAAUAUGCUAAUGAACAUAAAUAGAAGAAUACAUUUUUA
Messenger RNA from Xenopus laevis (African clawed frog), 1638 nucleotides. It is a transcript of the gene fn3k.L, whose product is annotated as fructosamine 3 kinase L homeolog. Lineage: Eukaryota; Metazoa; Chordata; Amphibia; Anura; Pipidae. Gene Ontology annotation, molecular function: protein-ribulosamine 3-kinase activity; kinase activity; catalytic activity, acting on a protein. The coding region runs from base 134 to 1093 and encodes 319 amino acids. The record is from RefSeq and is a predicted model, not a curated record. The transcript is spliced from 7 exons. Gene Ontology annotation, cellular component: cytosol.